AUGACCAAGCUGAUGGAUGUAAAAAGUGCUUUUUCUAAAUGGAUUCUUGAUGAAGAAUUUUUUGUAAAACAACCACCUGGUUUUGAGAACCCUACACACCCUUAUCAUUUGUUCAAAUUAUCUAAGGCCUUAUAUGGUCUUAAACAAAUCUAUGCCGAUGAUAUUAUUUUUGGAAGUUCUAACCCAUCUUUGUGCAAGAAAUUUUCUGAUCUUAUGCAAAGAGAAUAUGAAAUGAGUAUGAUGGGCGAAUUAACAUUCUUCUUGGGACUACAAGUAUAUCAAACCGACAAAGGAAUUUUUAUUAGUCAAAACAAGUACACUAAAGAACUCAUCCACAAGUUUGAAAUGGAUAAUGUUAAACUUAUGGGAACUCCAAUGAGUCCUACUUGCUCAAUUGACAAGGAUGAUGAAGCCUCUCCUAAAGAAUCUUAUCUUAGUGCCGUUCAACGAAUUAUUAGAUAUUUGCUGGGUACUAUCACACAUGGUUUAUGGUAUCCUAAAACUGACUCCUUCAAAUUAGAAGGCUUUUCCGAUGCUGAUUUUGCAGGUGACAAGGAUGAUCGUAAAAGCACUAGUGGCACUUGUCAACUACUUGGCAACUCCUUAAUUUCUUGGAAUAGCAAGAAACAAGGAAGUGUUUCCCUUUCCACUACUAAAGAUGAAUACACUGCUAUUGAAAAAUGGUAUGUUUGCAUAAAUGAUGUGUGGGUUCUUAAAAAGGAUAAAGAUCCUAAAGUUCUUUGUCCUCCAGUCCCUGAUCAGUUCAAGCCUUCCACCUCUUCGAACCCUCCUUCAGUUGACUAUUCUAGCGAGUUUCAAUUGGAACACGUACGUGACAUCACUAAAGAAGCUGGUGCAGAUGUAGCUCGCCUGCGUCUCAAGAUAGAUCAAGGUUUAAAGGAGAAGUUGGCUACCAAUCUGCAGGCAAGUGACAAUGCUCUUCCAACGAAGAUGACCGACACCUUGGACUCCAUGAAAGGGGCAAUGGUUAACACCCUAGCACACUUUCUUCAUCCAUUUUCCCAACAGCAACAGGAGCAGGAGCAGGCAUAG
Molecule: messenger RNA, 1053 nt
Organism: Lycium ferocissimum
Lineage: Eukaryota; Viridiplantae; Streptophyta; Magnoliopsida; Solanales; Solanaceae
Exons: 6
Coding region: 1-1053 (350 amino acids)
Source: RefSeq, a predicted model, not a curated record